Messenger RNA from Phlebotomus argentipes, 3033 nucleotides. RefSeq names its product ionotropic receptor 75a-like. The record is from RefSeq and is a predicted model, not a curated record. The transcript is spliced from 4 exons. Lineage: Eukaryota; Metazoa; Arthropoda; Insecta; Diptera; Psychodidae. The coding region runs from base 1 to 3033 and encodes 1010 amino acids.
AUGUCUGAAAAGAACAAAUUCAAUGAGACUUUCGUGUGGAUUUUGUACUCUUCAGCUACUCUCGAGGAAAAUCUGAAUCUCUUGGCCACCGUGAAAAUGCAAUGGGACUCUGAAGUCUUUCUUUUGUCCGGUGAAUUUGAAGAAAAUCCAUCCUUGCUGAGAGUUUCUGAGCUCUAUAGAGUCAAAUUCGAUCCUUUGUAUCCAAUUUCUGUGAAUCUUGUUGGCUUCUGGGAUGGAAAGUUGUUUAACGUGUCUCAAGACUUCAGGAAGAAUACAAAACUCAGAAGAAGACUCGAUCUUAAAGGAGUUGAAAUAUACGGCGCCGUUGCGAUUAAACGCGUCAGUCCUGGACUAACUGCUAUUGAGAUGCUCCAGAGUCGCAUGGACUCCUCACUAGCGUCCUCAGCCUUUCAAUACGCCGUUUUGCUGGACAUCAUGCGUCGAGCUAACGCCACUUUUAUGGUCCGAAGAACUUCGUCGUGGAGUAAAUUGAACAAACCAGACAACGAAUCGUGGGAAGGACCGAUGGCAAUGAUCAAUGCCUCUUUGGUUGAUCUCAGCAUCAGUCCGAUGAGCAUAACUCCAAAUCGGCUACCUUAUGUUUAUGCCACGCCAAAUACUUGGCAAGCACACUUCGGCUUCGUCUUUCGCCACCCCAGAAGCGUGUCCGUGCGAGAUGUUUUUCUGCAGCCUUUCAGUGAAAUCCUGUGGGUCUGCACCAUAGCGAUGUUGACACUUCUUUGGGGCGCUUUCAUCGCCUCGCUGAAAUUGAAUUAUUCUGGAGACUCUCUCGGAGUCGCUUUCUUGGGCAUCUUUGGCACAUUCUUUCAGCAAAGCUUCUCUAUGAAUCUGCGCAUGACUUCUGCUCGGAUUCUCUUAGUUCUGGCUCUGAUCUUCUCCUUCAUCUCGUAUCAAUUCUACACCACUUUCAUCGUGGCUAGUCUUAUCACGGAAGCGCCCAAGACGAUCCGAACAGUUGAAGAUAUAGCCGCCAGCAAACUCAGGCUUGGCGCCAAUGAUCUUGAAUACAACGAAGGCUUUUUCAAUUACACUCCACUGACCAUAAAGUUGUAUAAAGAACGCAUAAGGGGGCUCGGAAACCUAUUUACACCGGAGAAAGGCAUCCAGUUGAUAAAAAAAGGUGGAUUUGCCUUCCAUUUCGACGUGGAAAGUACUUAUGAAGGCAUCGUGCAGACUUUCUCAGAGGGCGAAAUAUGCGAUUUGCAAGAGAUAAUUUUCCUCCCGGUUGUUAAAACGAGCGCCGUCGUCCGCAAAACUUCGCCCUUUCGCGAACUCAUCAACGUCCUCACGCGAAGACUCACUGAGGUCGGAGUUGUGCAGCAGGAACACUCAAAGUGGUUCGCCUCGCGUCCCAAAUGCGUAUCACGCGUCACCGUCAUUCCCGUCGACCUGGAACACGUGUUCACGCCCAUUAUGAUCAUCGUUGUCGCCAGCGUGACCAGCGUGAUCAUUCUGGCGGUUGAAAUCUACACGAAGCGUCGCCACAUUGAAUUCCUCGAAGCAAUGUCUGAAAAGAACAAAUUCAAUGAGACUUUCGUGUGGAUUUUGUACUCUUCAGCUACUCUCGAGGAAAAUCUGAAUCUCUUGGCCACCGUGAAAAUGCAAUGGGACUCUGAAGUCUUUCUUUUGUCCGGUGAAUUUGAAGAAAAUCCAUCCUUGCUGAGAGUUUCUGAGCUCUAUAGAGUCAAAUUCGAUCCUUUGUAUCCAAUUUCUGUGAAUCUUGUUGGCUUCUGGGAUGGAAAAUUGUUUAACGUGUCUCAAGACUUCAGGAAGAAUACAAAACUCAGAAGAAGACUUGAUCUUAAAGGAGCUGAAAUAUACGGCGCCGUUUCGAUUAAACGCGUCUGUCUUGGUCUAACUGCUUUUGAGAUGCUCCAAACGCGAGUGGACUCCUCAACAGCUUCCUCAGCCUUUCAAUUCGCCCUUUUACAAGACAUCAUGCGUCGAGCUAACGCCACUUUUGUGGUCCGAAGAACUUCGUCGUGGAGUAAAUUCCACAAAGAAGCCAAUGAAUCGUGGGAUGGACCGAUGGCAAUGCUCAGUACCUCCUUAGCUGAUCUCAGCAUUACUCCACUGACCCUCACGCUCGAUCGGAUACCUUAUGUUUAUGCCACGCCAAUAACUUGGCAGCCACAAUUUGGCUUCGUUUUUCGCCACCCCAGAAGCGCAUCCGUGCGAGAUCUUGUCUUGCAGCCCUUUAGUGACAUCCUCUGGGUCUGCACCAUAGCGAUGCUGACACUUCUUUGGGGCGCUUUCAUCGCCUCGCUGAAAUUGAAUUAUUCUGGAGACUCUCUCGGAGUCGCUUUCUUGGGCAUCUUUGGCACAUUCUUUCAGCAAAGCUUCUCUGUGAAUCUGCGCAUGACUUCUGCUCGGAUUCUCUUAGUUCUGGCUCUGAUCUUCUCCUUCAUCUCGUAUCAAUUCUACACCACUUUCAUCGUGGCUAGUCUUAUCACGGAAGCGCCCAAGACGAUCCGAACAGUUGAAGAUAUAGCCGCCAGCAAACUCAGGCUUGGCGCCAAUGAUAUCGAGUACAACGAAGACCUCUUCAAUUACACUCAACUGACCAGAAAACUGUACAGAGAACGAAUAAAGACACCGGGACAGUUCUUCUCACCGAGGAGAGGCAUCCAGUUGAUAAAAAAAGGUGGAUUUGCCUUCCAUUUCGACGUGGAAAGUACUUAUGAAGGCAUCGUGCAGACUUUCUCAGAGGACGAAAUAUGCGAUUUGCAAGAAGUUAAAUUUCUUCCGGUAAUCUCAACAAGCGCCCUUGUCCGUAAAACAUCACCUUUUCGCGAACUCAUCAACGUCCUCACGCGAAGACUCACUGAGGUCGGAGUUGUGCAGCAGGAACACUCAAAGUGGUUCGCCUCGCGUCCCAAAUGCGUAUCACGCGUUACCGUCAUUCCCGUCGACCUGGAACACGUGUUCACGCCCAUUAUGAUCAUCGUUGUCGCCAGCGUGACCAGCGUGAUCAUUUUGGCGGUCGAAAUCUACACGAAGCGUCGCCAGUGA